Molecule: messenger RNA, 7659 nt
Organism: Neospora caninum
Lineage: Eukaryota; Apicomplexa; Conoidasida; Eucoccidiorida; Sarcocystidae
Exons: 14
Coding region: 1-7659 (2552 amino acids)
Biological process (GO): mRNA splicing, via spliceosome; spliceosomal tri-snRNP complex assembly
Cellular component (GO): U5 snRNP; catalytic step 2 spliceosome
Molecular function (GO): protein binding; U1 snRNA binding; pre-mRNA intronic binding
Source: RefSeq, a predicted model, not a curated record
AUGCUGCCUAAUGGCUCAGGGGGCUUUCGGCCCCCGCCCCCUGGGGGUUCUGGAGUGCAUCCUGGACCUCCCCAGGUCCACCCGUGUCCGCCGACUGGGCAUCUUCCUCCCGGGUUGCUGCCGCCACCUCCGGGGUUCCCUUUGGGCUUCCCGGGGUCACUUGGCCCGCCGUCUUCGUCGGCCCACCCCGGCGGUCUCUUUGUCCCUCCACAGGUGCCCCCCGCACCCGCUGCGUCGUCUCUGCCAAACGCCCCGUCUCAACGCCUCCCUCCUGGCGGCAUGUUCAUGCCGCCUCCAGGCUUCGCAGGCUUCCAACAGCCCCAGACCGGCGCGACUCGCCCGCUCCACAUGUCCCCGCACGCCCAGACGCCGGCCGGUCGAGGACCUGGAGGCCCGGGGCCCUCUGGGCACAAGGGCGUUCCGGGGCACGGCCCUGGCGCUUCUGCCUCGCCCGGCUUGAGUGGCGCGAGUCCGAGCCCGCCAGGCGGGGCAGGGAAGUCUCCGUUCUACGGCAAGGACACCCGCAAACUCGAGGGACCGUCCUCGUCGUUCCCCACUGGAGCGCCGACCAAGGGCGAGAGCGGUCACGGCCCUGCGCACCCGUCUGUCUUUGCGCGCUACCCGCCGCCGCUCCCCGGCCCGGGCCACGGCCUGGCUGGAGGCCCUCCGAAGGAGGUCAGGCCGAAGAUCAAGUCGGCGGAAGAGUUGCUGGCGGAGAAGGCGCGAAAAUGGCAACAACUGAACACGAAGCGUUACGGGGAGAAGUCGAAGUUGGCGGGUGCGGGCCAGGACACGACGAAGGAGGAGAUGCCUCCGGAGCAUCUGCGUAAGCUGAUCAAGGACCACGGGGACAUGACGAGCAAAAAGUUCCGGCACGACAAGCGCGUCUACCUCGGCGCGCUCAAGUACGUUCCGCAUGCAGUCUACAAGUUGCUUGAGAACAUGCCGAUGCCCUGGGAGCAGGUCCGAAACGUGGCAGUCCUGUACCACAUCACUGGCGCCAUCACGUUCGUGAACGAAAUCCCCUGGGUAGUCGAGCCGAUAUACCUGGCCCAAUGGGGCACGAUGUGGAUCAUGAUGCGGCGCGAGAAGCGCGAUCGACGCCACUUCAAGCGCAUGCGCUUUCCGCCCUUUGACGACGAGGAGCCGCCUCUCGACUACGGCGACAACGUCCUGGACGUCGAGCCGCUCGAGGCGAUUCAAAUGCAGCUUGACGAAGAGGAAGACGCUCCCGUCAUCGACUGGCUGUACGACUCGAAGCCGCUCCAGCACGACCCGCGGUAUCUGGCCGGGCCGUCGUAUCGGCACUGGCGCCUCGAGAUCCGUCAACUGAGUGUGCUGUAUCGCCUCGCCAAUCAGCUGGUAUCGGAUCUGCAGGACAAGAACUACUUCUACCUCUUCAACUUGGAGAGCUUCUACACGGCGAAGGCGCUGAACAUGGCCAUUCCCGGCGGGCCCAAGUUCGAACCCUUGUUCCGCGACUUGCACGAGGAAGACGAAGACUGGAACGAAUUCAACGACAUCAACAAAAUCAUCAUCCGACAACAAAUCCGCACUGAAUACAAAAUCGCCUUCCCGUACCUGUACAACAACCGCCCGCGGAAAGUCGCCAUCGCCGUGUACCGAGAACCCACGUGCUCCUUUGUCAAACCGGAAGACCCGGACCUCCCCGCCUUCUACUACGACGCAAUCGUCAAUCCGCUGCCCGCCUACAAAAGUGGAUCUUCCACUACCGUUCACCAAGACUUUUCGGUGUUUGAGAACUUUGUUCUCCCGCGCGAGAUCCAGCCGCUGCUGCAGGAUGCGCCGCUGUCGACGGACACGACUGUGGACGGCAUCAUGCUGUACUGGGCCUGCCGGCCCUUCAACCUUCGCUCGGGGCGGACGCGCCGGAGCAUCGAUGUCCCGCUGGUCCAGUCGUGGUACCGGGAGCACGUCCCCACGAACUACCCCGUGAAGGUUCGCGUCUCUUACCAGAAGCUGCUCAAGUGCUGGGUGUUGAACCACUUGCACCAGCGGCCGCCCAAGUCUCUGAAGAAGAGGUACUUGUUCCGUGUCUUCAAGAGCACCAAGUUCUUCCAGUGCACCGAGUUGGACUGGGUGGAAGUCGGCCUGCAGGUUGCGCGCCAAGGGUACAACAUGCUCAACUUGCUGAUUCACCGGAAGAACCUAAACUACCUCCACUUGGACUACAACUUCAACCUGAAACCCGUCAAGACGCUCACGACCAAGGAACGCAAAAAGAGCAGAUUCGGAAACGCCUUCCACCUGUGCAGAGAAAUCCUCAGACUGACCAAACUCGUCGUCGACUCGCACGUCCAGUACCGCCUGGGGAACGUCGACGCGUUUCAGCUGGCGGACGGUUUGCAGUACACUUUUGCGCACGUGGGUCAGCUGACGGGUAUGUACCGUUACAAGUACCGUUUGAUGCGUCAGGUGCGCAUGUGCAAGGAUUUGAAGCACUUGAUUUACUACCGCUUCAACACGGGUCCGGUGGGGAAAGGCCCGGGUUGCGGGUUCUGGGCGCCUGUUUGGCGCGUGUGGCUUUUCUUCCUGCGGGGCGUCUUGCCGCUCCUGGAGCGCUGGCUGGGGAAUCUGCUGGCCCGUCAGUUUGAGGGGCGCGUGUCGAAGGGCGUCGCGAAGACUGUGACGAAGCAGCGCGUGGAGAGUCACUUCGACUUGGAGUUGCGCGCGGCCGUCAUGCACGACAUCCUCGACACGAUGCCGGAGGGCGUGAAGGCGAACAAGGCGCGCACGAUCCUGCAGCACUUGAGCGAGGCUUGGCGCUGCUGGAAGGCCAACAUCCCCUGGAAGGUCCCGGGGCUGCCGGCGCCUGUGGAGAACAUGAUUUUGCGGUACGUGAAGAUGAAGGCGGAUUGGUGGACGAACGCGGCGUACUACAACCGCGAGCGCAUUCGGCGCGGAGCGACAGUCGACAAGACAGUGUGUAAGAAGAACCUCGGCCGCCUUACCCGUCUCUGGCUGAAGGCCGAGCAAGAGCGCCAGCACGCGUACCUCAAGGACGGGCCGUACAUCACGGGUGAGGAGGCCGUGGCGAUCUACACGACGGCGGUGCACUGGCUGGAGAGCAGGAAGUUCACACACAUUCCCUUCCCGCCGCUGAACUACAAGCAUGACACGAAGCUUCUCAUUCUCGCCCUUGAGCGCCUCAAGGAGUUGUACUCGGUCAAGUCGCGGCUGAACCAGGUACAGAGGGAGGAGCUGGGCCUGAUUGAGCAGGCGUACGACAACCCGCACGAAGCGCUGUCCCGCAUCAAGCGCCAUCUCCUGACGCAGCGCGCUUUCAAGGAACUGACUCUCGAGUUCAUGGACCUCUACAGCCACCUGGUCCCGAUCUACGAGGUCGACCCGCUGGAGAAAAUCACUGACGCGUACCUCGACCAGUACUUGUGGUACGAGGCCGACGCCCGACACCUGUUCCCCAACUGGGUGAAGCCCGCCGACUCGGAGCCGCCGCCUCUCCUCGUCUACAAAUUCUGCCAAGGAAUCAACAACUUGACAGACGUAUGGAAAACCAGCGACGGCGAAGCUGUCGUCCUCCUCGAAACCAAAUAUGAAAAGGUGUACGAGAAGAUCGACUUGACGCUUCUCAACCGUCUGCUUCGGUUGAUUGUUGACCAUAACAUUGCGGAUUACAUCACGGCGAAGAACAACGUGAACAUCAACUUCAAAGACAUGAACCACAUCAACUCGUUCGGCCUCAUUCGCGGUCUGCAGUUCGCGUCCUUCGUCUUCCAGUACUACGGCUUGAUUCUCGAUCUCCUCAUCCUCGGGCUGACUCGCGCCACGGAGCUGGCCGGGCCACCAAACUUGCCGAACGACUUCCUGACCUUCACGGACGUCGAGACGGAGACUCGACACCCGAUUCGACUCUUCUGUCGAUACAUCGAUCGCUUCUGGAUCGUCUUCCGCUUCGAGAAGGAAGAGGCAAGAGACCUCGUCCAGAGAUACCUCACCGAGAACCCUGAUCCGAACAACGAGAACAUCGUCGGCUACAACAACAAAACGUGCUGGCCGAGAGACUGCCGCAUGCGAAGAAUGAAACACGACGUGAAUUUGGGUCGCGCGGUGUUUUGGGAGAUCGAGAAUCGGCUGCCGCGGAGUGUCUCUACACUAGAGUGGAGCAACUCGUUCGCGUCGGUGUACUCGAAAGACAACCCGAAUCUGCUGUUUGAGAUGUGCGGGUUCGAAGUGCGCAUUCUGCCCAAGAUCCGCACGUACACCGAGGAGUUCUCUCAGCGCGAGGGCGUGUGGAAGCUCCAGAACGAAGUGACGAAGGAGAUGGCGGCGCAAGCCUUCCUCAAAGUCGGCGACGAAGGCAUGAAACGCUUCGAAAAUCGCGUGCGGCAAAUCCUCAUGGCCAGCGGUGCAACGACCUUUACCAAGAUCGCGAACAAGUGGAACACGACGCUCAUCUCCCUCAUGACGUACUUCCGCGAAGCCGUCAUCCACACGGAGGCGCUCCUGGACCUCCUCGUCAAAUGCGAGAACAAAAUCCAAACGCGAAUCAAGAUCGGGCUGAACUCGAAAAUGCCCUCGAGGUUCCCCCCCGUCGUCUUCUACACCCCGAAAGAGCUCGGCGGCCUCGGCAUGCUCUCCAUGGGACACAUCCUCAUUCCACAGAGCGACCUGCGCUACUCGAAACAAACCGAGACGGGAAUCACGCACUUCCGCAGCGGCAUGACGCACGAAGAAGACCAACUCAUCCCCAACUUGUACCGCUACAUCCAGACCUGGGAGUCGGAGUUCAUCGAGUCUCAGCGUGUGUGGGCCGAGUACGCGCUGAAGCGCAGCGAGGCGGCGGCGCAGAAUCGGCGGCUGACUCUGGAGGAUUUGGAAGACUCGUGGGACCGCGGGAUUCCGCGCAUCAACACUCUGUUCCAGAAAGACCGACACACUCUCGCGUACGACAAAGGCUGGCGAGUGCGACAAGACUUCAAGCAGUACCAGCAGAUGAAGGCGCACCCCUUCUGGUGGACGCAUCAGCGCCACGACGGGAAACUCUGGAACUUGAACAACUACCGCACAGAUAUGAUUCAGGCUCUUGGAGGCGUCGAAGGCAUCCUCGAACACACCCUCUUCAAGGGCACUUACUUCCCCACCUGGGAAGGUCUCUUCUGGGAGAAGGCUUCCGGAUUCGAAGAGAGCAUGAAGUACAAGAAACUGACGAACGCGCAGCGGUCUGGUCUGAAUCAAAUUCCGAAUCGUCGCUUCACCCUGUGGUGGUCUCCGACGAUCAACAGAGCGAACGUCUACGUCGGUUUCCAGGUGCAAUUGGAUUUGACGGGUAUUUUCAUGCACGGCAAAAUCCCCACUCUGAAGAUUUCCCUGAUUCAAAUUAUGCGUGCCCAUCUGUGGCAGAAGGUCCACGAGUCGAUCGUCAUGGAUCUGUGUCAGGUGUUCGACUUGGAGCUGGACUCGCUGGAAAUCGAAAUGGUUCAGAAGGAAACGAUUCACCCUCGCAAGUCGUACAAGAUGAACUCGUCCUGCGCCGACAUUCUCCUCUUUGCGGCGUACAAAUGGCAGGUUUCGAAACCGUCGCUGCUUGCUGACGGCAAGGACGUUAUGGACGGCACGACGACUUCCAAAUACUGGUUGGAUAUUCAGCUGCGUUGGGGCGACUUUGACAGCCACGACAUUGAACGCUACUGCCGCAGCAAGUUCCUGGACUACACCACAGACAACAUGUCGAUUUACCCGUCUCCCACGGGAGUGCUGUUGGGCGUCGACUUGGCGUACAACCUCCACUCUGGAUUUGGCAACUGGUUCCCUGGAUUAAAGCCUCUCAUGCAACGCGCCAUGAACAAAAUCAUGAAGUCGAACCCGGCGUUGUACGUUUUGCGCGAACGCAUCCGAAAGGGCUUGCAGCUGUACUCUUCGGAGCCGACUGAGCCUUACUUGACUUCCCAGAACUACGGAGAGUUGUUCAGCAACCAGACGAUUUGGUUCGUGGAUGACACGAACGUGUACAGAGUGACAAUCCACAAGACGUUCGAGGGGAACUUGACGACGAAACCUGUGAACGGCGCAAUCUUCAUCUUCAACCCAAGAACAGGCAAGACGCGAGCCCGGCAGUUGUUUUUGAAGAUUAUUCACACGUCCGUGUGGGCGGGUCAGAAGCGUCUGACGCAGUUGGCCAAGUGGAAGACGGCGGAGGAAGUUGCCGCGUUGAUUCGUUCCUUGCCGGUUGAGGAGCAGCCGAAGCAGCUGAUUGCGACGCGCAAGGGGAUGCUCGAUCCUCUCGAGGUGCACUUGCUGGAUUUCCCGAACAUUGUGAUCAAAGGCAGCGAGUUGAAUCUGCCGUUCCAGGCGAUCAUGAAGGUGGAGAAGUUCGGGGACAUGAUUUUGAAGGCCACGCAGCCCGAGAUGGUGCUCUUCAACAUGUACGACGACUGGCUCAAGUCGAUUUCGUCGUACACGGCCUUCUCGCGUCUCCUGUUGCUCCUGCGUGCCAUGCACGUGAACACGGAGCGGACCAAGAUCAUCUUGCGGCCGAACAAGACGACGGUGACGCAGAGUCACCACAUCUGGCCGAGUUUGACGGACGAGGAGUGGAUUCACGUGGAAGUUGCGCUCAAGGACUUGAUCCUCGCGGACUACGGGAAGAAAAACAACGUGAACGUCGCGUCGCUGACGCAGUCCGAAAUCCGCGACAUCAUUCUCGGUAUGGAGAUCUCGCCGCCGUCGCUCCAGCGACAGCAAAUCGCGGAGAUCGAGGCGCAGACCAAAGACGUCAGCCAGGUGACGGCGACGACGACGCGCACGGUGAAUGCGCACGGCGACGAGAUCAUCGUCUCGACGCAGAGCCCGCACGAGCAGCAGGUUUUCAGCUCCAAGACAGACUGGCGGAUCCGGGCGAUCUCCGCGGCGUCGCUCCACCUGCGCACGCACCACAUCUACGUGAACUCGGACGACAUCAAGGAGUCGGGGUACACGUACGUGUUGCCGAAGAAUCUGCUGAAGAAGUUCAUCUGCGUGUCGGACUUGCGCACGCAAAUCGCCGCGUACUUGUACGGCGUCUCGCCGCCGGACAACGAGCAAGUGAAGGAGGUGCGCGCCAUGGUCUUCGUCCCUCAGGUCGGGAGUCACCAGACGGUGUCGCUGCCGCAGACCCUGCCGGAGCACGCGUACUUGGCGGACCUCGAGCCGGUCGGGUGGAUCCACACGCAGCCGAACGAGAACCCGCAACUCUCGCCGCAAGACGUCACGGCCCACGCGAGGAUUCUGAACGAAAACAAAACCUGGGAUGCCGCAUCCACCGUCAUCAUCACGUGCUCCUUCACCCCAGGCAGCUGCUCACUCACCGCCUACAAACUCACCCCGCAGGGGUACCAGUGGGGGAAAUCCAACAAGGACACGGGUCCGAAUCCUCAAGGGUACUUGCCCACGCACUACGAGAAGGUUCAGAUGCUGCUGAGCGACGUCUUUGUCGGGUUCUUCAUGGUGCCGGAAGGCGGACUCUGGAACUACAACUUCAUGGGCGUCAAGCACUCGCCGUCGAUGCGGUACAACCUCGUCCUCGACAUGCCGAAGGAAUUCUACCACGAGCAACACCGGCCUUCGCACUAUCUCCAGUUCACUCAGAUGGAGACGACAACAGAGACCGCCGGAGCAGAUCGAGAAGAUCUCUUUGCCUGA